AUGCCGAUGAUGCUCCCGUCGAGGACGCCGACGCGCGCGCCCUCGGCGAAUGGUCGGGGCGUGGAGCGAAACUACGAAGGUCCCAAGGUGCGGACUCGCUCCAUCGACGUGGCGCGAGGUAUCACUUUCAACGGCAGCAACUCCGACCGGGUGGCGAUGGCACGCAGAGGGCAGGCUGCACAGAGGCCUCCACCUGUCGAGGAUGACUGUGCAGAAUACUCCGACCGCUUCCUGCCAGGCUACGAGAAGUCACAGCUCUUGGGCCGGGGUGCCUGUGCGGUUGUGUGGCUGGCGAUGCCUAGUGGCUCGACGACGCCCGUGGCGAUCAAGCAGGUUGCCAAGGGCACGACGGGCAAGAAGAGGUCCGACACCGAGGCUGCAAGGAAGGAGAUCCUGUUUGGAACCUACUUCUUUGAUGCCGGCGGCGAGCCGAAGGUGUCCCCGAAGCAGAACCCAGGCAUCGCCCACAUUGCGAAGCUGUUGGACUACGUGGAGACGAAGCGCGACAUUUGGCUGGUCAUGGAGUAUGGGGGCACCUCCCUGACGAAGAUGGCGUACGAGAUCAAGGGCGAGUUCCACCGAGGGGAGCGCCUGUACAAGGUGGUCCACUUGCCACUCUACGAGUCCAUGAAGCAGGAUCCGAGAGUGCUCAAGGCGGUGCUUCGUCAGCUUCUGUCGGCCCUCUGCCUCUUCUCGGAGCAUCGCGUGGUUCACUCCGACAUCAAGCCGGACAACAUUCUCAUAGACGAGGACGACCGUGGCCAUACAAGAGCCCGGUUUAUCGACCUCGGGAGCGCCUUCUCCUUCGACUCACCCGGCAGCCUGUCCGUGGCGACGCCGGAGUACAUGCCGCACGAGGGCCUGGAGGUGUGCGCAGUGGGGCGCAACCUUGGAGGCGCGAGGAUGACCCAUGGCGGCCGAGCUGCAGGAGGAGGCCCUCCCGCGACCGGGAAGUCUGUCGACUCUCUGCAGCGCCAGUCGCAACCAUGGUCGUUCGACAUGUGGUCCCUGGGCUCGAUCCUCCUGGAGCUCGCCCUUGGCACCCCACUGUGGCUCUCCUACAAGUGCCGUGUCGCGUCGGACCAGCGCAACAAUGCAGCAGGUCUGGGUCUCUUUGCUGUGCCCGGCCGGGACCCUGAGAAGAUCCUCGGGCGGCAGGCCGACGCCAUUUGUCAUCGCGGCCUUGCCGCGGUCUUGCGGGGCGCGCCGGGCGUGCCGCUGGAAGGCGGCGGGGAGUUCAAUGGACUGGACCUGCUGGAGCGGAUGAUGGCUUGGGACCCCAUGGAGCGCAUCAGCCCACACGAGGCUCUGGCGCACCCCUGGCUUCAGGGUUGA
Molecule: messenger RNA, 1335 nt
Organism: Symbiodinium natans
Lineage: Eukaryota; Dinophyceae; Suessiales; Symbiodiniaceae
Source: the annotation of a GenBank genome assembly